AUGGCGAAAAAGGGGUCUGUCUUUGGCAAUUUACGUCAAUUGGAUGGCUAUGCAAAGACUUUGGAUGACUUUCGUGUCAAGACGACAACAGGUGCUUCCGUGACACUUAUGAGUACACUUAUUAUUCUUACAUUGGUUUGCUUUGAACUGAUGGCAUAUACCACACCCAUCUGGCGACCGAGCCUUGUGGUGGAUCAGAGUCGAAAAGAGAAAAUGGCUAUUAAUUUUAAUAUUACCUUUCCUCACAUGCCUUGUCAUUUACUGAAUGUAGAUAUUAUGGAUGAUACAGGAGAACAUUCAUCAGGUUAUUCUCAAGAUGUGACCAAGGUCAGAUUGGAUUUAUCAGGCAAAGAAAUCGAGCUGGGAGAAACUGUGAAGUUGGGAGAUAAUACAAAGGAUGUGGUAAAGGCAUUAGGAACCCAAAAAGAAUGUGGUAGUUGUUAUGGUGCGGUUUCUUUACGUGAAGAUGGAUGUUGUAACACAUGUCAAGAUGUACGUGAAGCCUAUGUAAAAUCUGGUUGGGGUAUGGUCAAUGUAAACAUCAUUGAUCAAUGUAUUGCCGAAGGUUGGAUUGAUCGUGUUCAAAAGCGUUCCAAUGAAGGUUGUAACGUCUUUGGUAAUUUAUGGGUGAAUAAAGUACGUGGUAAUUUUCAUUUUGCACCAGGGGAAGCCUUUCAAACAUCCAGUAUGCAUAUCCAUGAUCUCAAGGAGUUCUCCGAUGGGGCUCCCGAUGGCCAUCAAUUUGAUUUAUCGCAUAUCAUUCAUAAAUUAAAGUUUGGCCCUGAUACACAUUUAACCUCCGAAGCCAUUUCUGCUGCAACCGAUCCUUUAGCUGGUACCACCAAGACGGCUCAUCAAGGUAACACACACACACCCCUUAUUUUUAUAACAUGA
This is a messenger RNA of Mucor mucedo, 894 nucleotides long. RefSeq names its product endoplasmic reticulum vesicle transporter-domain-containing protein. Lineage: Eukaryota; Fungi; Mucoromycota; Mucoromycetes; Mucorales; Mucoraceae. Gene Ontology annotation, biological process: retrograde vesicle-mediated transport, Golgi to endoplasmic reticulum; endoplasmic reticulum to Golgi vesicle-mediated transport. The transcript is spliced from 4 exons. The coding region runs from base 1 to 894 and encodes 297 amino acids. Gene Ontology annotation, cellular component: endoplasmic reticulum membrane; COPII-coated ER to Golgi transport vesicle; endoplasmic reticulum. The record is from RefSeq and is a predicted model, not a curated record.